AUGACCAGGAUACUCUAUAAAUGGGGCGCAAAACCUUUCUUGGAUCAGCUGUCGGGGUGUCGAGAGGAGAUAAUCGGAAUUAUGGACUAUGUCGAACCUGAAUUCAUUCGCGAUCAGGCCGCCGAGUUUCGUUUUCUUCGAACUCAGGCAUUGAAAAAUAUACUUCAACUAUUUGUGAACAAUGAGGCAAUCACUGUAGUUUCCGGGACCGUUAGCAGCAUAACAAUAGCAUCCGAUAACAUGACAACUCAAGUCACAGUCGGAGAUGGGAGGAUUUUCAACGCCGACUUUGUCGUUUGCGCAGAUGGAUACGACAGUGCUCUUAAUGAUAUGGGUGUCACCGGUAGUGAAAGAGAAGAGUAUGACACUCUUGGGUGGCCGGCUUCACAUUUAGCAAUGACGUUUGCAUUACCCACUAAAACAGUGAGGCGGGAUGAAGCGCUGUGCAAUAUAUUUCGAUCCUCCAAACAUUGGAACGUAUGGGCGGGACCUGGAUAUAUCUUGCAUGCAAAUAUCUCUGAUGAAAGCGAACUCGUGUGUGUCACGAUAACUGCGAACUAUAACAGAGAAAUCUUCGAGGGUGACCAGACAUGGCAACUCCGUCCACUUGAAUACUGGAAUAUAGAUCUUGGCUUGUUUGAGCCUCGAGUCAAGAAAUUAUUGGAACUCGCUGGAUCCGUGUCUUCCAGAAUCUUCGUUAGAAAACCCAUGCUAGACGAGUUAGUCUGCACAAAUUCGAGAGUCGUUCUUGUGGGAGAUGCUGCGCAUCCUAUAUUGCCUGGAGGAAAUCAACACAUUGGCCUGGAUAUUGAAGAGGCGGAGACUUUAAGAUGUCUGUUUUCUCGCAUUGAGCACCGCAACCAGAUACCUGAUUUCCUGGUGGCGUAUGAGGAUAUACGCCUACCUCGUACAUCACAUAUAGUCGAAUAUGAAAGAGGAAUGCACCUGAUGCUGCAGAUGCCGGAUGGGCCGCAACAAGAAGCUCGGGACGUGACGUUGAAAAAAGUGAUGGCUGGCGACUGGGAUCAUAUGGAUGAGGAGCUUUUCAGAGCAAUAUUUGGAGAGGAAUUCCAACAAUAUAGCUGUGAUGCUACUGAAGAAGUCGAAGAUUGGUGGACAAAAUGGGGGGGCAGUGAUCUCGAAGAGUGCAAUUGA
Molecule: messenger RNA, 1155 nt
Organism: Psilocybe cubensis
Lineage: Eukaryota; Fungi; Basidiomycota; Agaricomycetes; Agaricales; Agrocybaceae
Exons: 7
Coding region: 1-1155 (384 amino acids)
Molecular function (GO): monooxygenase activity
Source: RefSeq, a predicted model, not a curated record